GGGAAGAAAACGACUCCGACUGAUAGUGCGAUACUCGCUGUUCCUGACGAGCAUAAUCCACGCCACACGGAUCGCGCAGUUCAUCCUCACGACCUUCACCAUUCACAACACCCCGGCGACCAUCAACCAAGUCACCAACAUAGUUCCAAGCCCUCGCCAGACAGUAAAAGUAGUGUUCAAGUAGAUGGAAGUGCUGACAACACCUUCGACGUUUACACUUCUGAGGAAGCUUUGUUAAGGGAACAAAAGCAAGCGGCAGUUCAAGCCCUUAAUAGCAUUCGAGCCUUGUUGCAUGCAGCGAGCAAACAGCCGAAUACGACGAAUAAUAGUGUGCAAGUGGGAUCAGGGACUGCGGCAACAACGCCCAAUCCUUCAGCUAGGGCGGAUUUGGGGACGGAUUUAGACGAUGGGC
Messenger RNA from Amoebophrya sp. A25, 412 nucleotides. NCBI's taxonomy places the organism in Eukaryota, Dinophyceae, Syndiniales, Amoebophryaceae. The record is from the annotation of a GenBank genome assembly.